Symsagittifera roscoffensis is the source of this 870-nucleotide messenger RNA. RefSeq lists its product as uncharacterized. Gene Ontology annotation, molecular function: GTP binding. Bases 163 to 870 code for a protein of 235 amino acids. The transcript is spliced from 4 exons. The record is from RefSeq and is a predicted model, not a curated record. Lineage: Eukaryota; Metazoa; Xenacoelomorpha; Acoela; Convolutidae.
UGGGCUGAACAAGGAGAGAAACACUUUGGCUCACAACAAAACUUCGCCAAUUUUUCAAAGCAUCUUUUUAUUACAGAUUUGCGAUAACAGGUUUACGAACAAAGCAUCUAUGACUACGAUAACGGAGGUCAAUGAAGUGUGAAGAGUUCUCUUUCAUAAGCGAUGCGUAAAGUUGCCACUGAGAAGCAGACCUUCUGCAGCUGUUGUUUCAAACCCUUCGAGAAACCCAAAAGGCUUCCAUGUGGCCACUGUGUCUGUGCUCACAGAGACAACCAAAAUUGUGCCGCAAAAAUUUUAUCCUCACAAGACCGCGAGUGCCCUGUGUAUGCAUGUCGCGAACAAGUGCCCCCCUCCAUAACUAAUGAUAUCAACUCGCUUCCGGACGUCCAAGUAGAUGCAAUGGGACACCCUCUGACUACUCUGGAAGAGAAAAGGAGAGUGGAAAGACAGAAGACAUCGAGCACCGCACAAGUGGCGGCGAGGAGCAGCGAAGUGUCAGGAGGACCUCAGAGUAGUAUUCUUGUCGAAGACAUCAACGGGAACACGUUCAAGAAAGUGCUGAUUUUGGGCAAGACAUGGACAGGCAAAAGUAGCCUGUGCAAUGUCGUGGCAGGCAAAGCCCACGACGCAGACCUGUUCCCAGUUUCCACAGAGGCACAAGGGUGUACCGGCACAAUCAUCUUUGGCAACGUCUUUUUUAAUGGAAUCAAGGAGACGCCCGUAUCCCUAAUUGAUACAGUGGGCAUCGACGACACCGAAAGGGAUACGGACGCCACCAUAAUCUCCGAACUCGUGAUCAAACUAAGAACCAAAUGCGAUCAUGUGAACCUAUUUGUAAUAGCUGUGAAUGGCCAAGAGCCUCGGCUCUAA